AUGCUCGACAAGGCCGCGGCCCGCCCCCGCUGCCGCAGCUUCCUUAACCUCACCACCGGCGAGUGUAUCCGGAUGGACCUCCCGGAGCUGGAGGAGCACGCGUUGCUCGCGCUCACCCCCGAGGGCCUCAUCCUGCUGCUCGACGAGCCCACUCGUGUUGUCCGCCUGCUUAACCCGCUCACGCGCCAGCUCAUCGAUCUGCCGCCGGUGACCGCACUGCUGACACCGGAGUGGCAGCUUGACGGGCAUCUAGGAAAGACUAUUGAGGUCCAUGGCGCUAGCAUUGUCGAUGCCUCCACGGUGGUAGUCAGCUUCAAGUGGCCCGAAGGCAGGGGUGUCGAGGUUCUGAACGCCAACACAGAUGAGGGGGCGACGCCAAGGCUGCUGACGGCCAUCGACUGGGGCAGGUCAUUACAUAUGAAUGCAAUGACGAAUGAUAGUCUUCACCUGGUGGAUAACGCUGGGGACUUGAUGAUGGUGCACCGCAUGAUGCGAUGGGAUACCCAUGAAGAUGACUACAAGAGGAAGUGGGCGGUGUAG
This is a messenger RNA of Miscanthus lutarioriparius, 540 nucleotides long. Lineage: Eukaryota; Viridiplantae; Streptophyta; Magnoliopsida; Poales; Poaceae. The record is from the annotation of a GenBank genome assembly.